Molecule: messenger RNA, 3435 nt
Organism: Hemibagrus wyckioides
Lineage: Eukaryota; Metazoa; Chordata; Actinopteri; Siluriformes; Bagridae
Gene: slc22a17
Product: solute carrier family 22 member 17
Exons: 10
Coding region: 602-2332 (576 amino acids)
Biological process (GO): transmembrane transport
Cellular component (GO): membrane
Molecular function (GO): transmembrane transporter activity
Source: RefSeq, a predicted model, not a curated record
AGGAGCCGAUGGUUUACGAGUCUGGUCGCUUUUUCCGGACGUUGUUCCGUUGCAGGUUUUUUUCCGCCCUCUUUUUGUCCCGGGGAAACCGGUUCGUACGGUCUGUGGUGAGAGUCUUAAAGACGCGCGGGUCUGCACUGUGCCUUUAUUUUCGUGUGUGUGUGUGUGUGUGUGUGUGUGUUUUAUGUCGGCGGAUAGCACCUCGAGCCGGAGGACAGCGCAGCAACAGCCUUUGUUCGGACAGAGGACUACUUGUACCAUUCCCGGGCCACGCCAUUGAAUUUCCUGUGCUUAGUGGACAUUAUGAAGACUUGAACUGUGGACGGUAGCUGGGAAUAGGACACGGGAUGAGUGGAAAGGCAAUCCGGGUAUGAGACGAGCUCUUCGCCAAAAAGAAAAAAGGAAAGGAAAGAAAGAGAAUAUCACCUGCGCCUGCUGAUUUCUCACUGCGAUCAGUGACAAAGUGACAUUUAGGAGACUUGCUCUCACCAUCAGCACUGGACUCUUUCUUACAUCAAAGAGUGAAUCCAAAGGCAGGUGGGAAUCACCGGACUCCUUACCACACAGCAGAAGGCUUUGCGCUGACCUCCCACCUUGAACUAUGACAUCCCCACCCUCUCCUCUGGCUUCCCCAUGUCCUUGUCCUCCUCCCCCUCCCUCUCUACCUUCAUCCCCUGCCCCAUCCUCUCCUGCACCCUCCACAGUCCCAGUGCCUCCCUCACUGCCCCCUACAGGUGAGGUAAUGGUGAUGGCCCUGGGACGGAAGAAACAGAGGCUCUUUAUCGCACUUUCCAUCUUACCCAACCUCUUCUUGGCCUUCCUGCUGUCUUCUGACCCACUGUUGACCCUGGCAUCACCUCAUCACUGUCACCUGUCAAUAUCCAACCCCACCGAGGAGGUGCUAAAUGCCUCACUGCCCUGGGAGAAGGGUACAAGGGAAGGCGACAGCGGGGGGCUCUCCCAAUGCAGCCAGUACCUGUUUGUUAAUGGCACACGCUCUGGUGUAGUGGACUGCAAGGUUGGAUGGGACUUUAAUGUCACAGAAGGCCUGAGGAAUAACAUUGUCACUGAGUGGAAUCUGGUGUGCUCUCAGUAUUGGCUGGUCCCAGUGGAGGAAGUGUGCUUCAUACUGGGUAUCCUCAUAGGCUGUCUGGGCCUUGGAUAUGCUGCUGAUCGUUUGGGCCGACUGAAGACCCUGCUCAUCUCUCUCACUCUGUCUGUGGUUUUUGGCAUAAUGGUGUGUGUGUCUCCCUCACCCCCCAUGUUCAUCGCUAUGCGGUUCUGCUUGGCCGCAGCCACUGCUGGUGUUUAUCUCGUGCUGUAUGUUGGACGUUUGGAACUGUGUGACCCUUCACUGCGCCUCCUGGUGACCACGAUUGCGGGACUGACAACAGUUGCCGGGGAACUCUUAUUGCUGGGAAUAGCUGUUGGAUGCCCAACAUGGAGGGGGUUGAUAGGAACCGGAGCAGCACCUCUUUCUCUUUUCCUCUGCUAUGGUAUUCCCGGUGUCUUUCCAGAGUCUCCACGGUGGUUAUUGCUCUCAGAGAGAGCAGGUGACAUGAACUCGUUUAGUGAACACAGUGAGCGACAAAGAGAAGAUGAUGGCUUCACAGAGCUGGAGUCAGAGUCCCCACAGAGUGGCCGGCCCCACUUGUCCUUCCCAGAGCUACUCCAGAGUCGAAACAUCUGGAAAAACAUGUGUGUCCUGGGCUUUACCUCGUUCAUCUCUCAUGGCAUUAGUCACUGCUACAGCUCCUUCAGGGGCGAUGUCCGAGGCACUAGUCCCAGUUUCUAUUGGACCUACCUGCUGUCUGUCUGUGCAGGAGGUGGAGCUUGGCUGUUGCUCUGGGCAACAGUGGACCGCUGUGGUCGCCGUGGGAUUCUUUUGCUGGCCAUGACAAUGACAGGACUCGCGUCUCUCAUUUUACUGGGCCUGAUGGAGUAUCUGAGUGAAUCAGCCAUUACAGUAUUCUCCGUGAUGGGCCUCUUCUCAUCACAGGCUGCUGCCUCUCUGUGUGUCCUCUUUACCGCUGAAAUCAUGCCCACCAUCAUUAGGGGAAGUGGAGUUGGUGCUAUCCUGGCUCUUGGCUGUGUGGGUCGCCUUAGCUCUCCUCUGAUGGAUCUGCGCAACCACUACGGCUACUUCCUGCACCACGUCGUAUACUCAUCUCUUGCCCUGCUGGCUGUUCUGUCCAUUCUGCUACUUCCGGAGAGCAAACGAAAGCCCCUGCCCCAGACACUGGCUGACGGGGAGCAAUACAGGCGUCCGCCGCUGGGCCGGAAAAGGAGGGACAACGUUCCUUUGCUUGCCACACCAAAUCCAGAGACCUAGCCUUCUUUGUAGACACACAUGCACCUGUUCACCACAGCCAUUCCCCCGACUCUCACCAUGUCUGUGUGGCAGAGGAUGAGAGCGGGCACAUGGGACAAGCCUUCUUAACCUACCAUCCUGUAAUCAUUCCUAACGCAUAAAUGGAACUACAGCAUGCAGAGUCAUCCAGGCUCCUGCUGAAGUGCGAGGGGUGAGAAACUCAAUGGUAUAGAGAGCCAACCGUGCUCUGUAGUACCCCAGGGCUCGACUACAGCUACUGCAGUGAGUGCCAACUUCAUAUACCAUGCAGCAGGUGGUAACCUUAAAAAGUAACACACCAGACAGUCGCCAUCAUGGGCAUAAUACAAGUGGUUAUGGCCCAUAUAGCACUGAGUGACAAAGCCUCUAAUUACAUCAACUCCACUCCACACAGGCAAGGGCUCAAAAUACUACAGUCAUUUUUGUAAAUACUCAAAAAUAUCCUCUGUUUGGACUGAAAUAGAAUAUAAAAGGUAGGCAGAAAAUAGAAAUGUGCUCCUGCUGGCCCUUCAGCACAAUAGAAUAACUUCAUUGCAAGUUCUUCUGUUAUUUAUUAACGGGUAGUUUAUAAUGGCAUUACGGUACCGAUUAUUCUGAUUUGUGUAUGCUGGACGAUGGCAUGUCCACAGAGAAGGAGUAUUUAUGUUGCAUAUACUCCUGUAGCAUUCUAAAAGACCCUUUGGGGUUGGAAGAAACAGGACUGAAUCUUGCACCCUGCAUCAGUGAGUGUGCAGAGAAGGAAAGGACAAACACUUGAAUUUCUGUUUGGUCAUGCUCUGAGCACAAGCAUGGAAGAUGGGCCAAAGAAACCGAAGGAAUGAAUAAAGCAGCCUUGUCUUAGAAUCACCUCUCUGUCAAUUUAUUUUUAGUUUGUUUUAAAAAAAGAAAAAUGCACUUCUCUAUUGCUAGCAACAAUAAGACAAUUAAUGAUUAUUAUAAUUGCUAAAAAAGAAAAUACUUGAAAGUAGUCAUAAAACUCCAUUGACUGAUUGCUUAAGAUUAUUUACCAGGUAAUAACACGUGCUGUAAUUCUGUUGAUAAAUCUUUAACCUAAUUUAAUUGAAAAUAAAAUUUUAAAAAUGAAA